This is a messenger RNA of Clonostachys rhizophaga, 1470 nucleotides long. The record is from the annotation of a GenBank genome assembly. Lineage: Eukaryota; Fungi; Ascomycota; Sordariomycetes; Hypocreales; Bionectriaceae.
AUGGCGAUUCAGCUCAGUGAUACCUCCCUCUUGAGGACUGAAUGCUACGUAGACGGGAAAUGGGUUCCCGCCCAGUCCGGCAAGGUCUUCUCAGUCGAGAACCCAUCUACCACGGCCCAAGUUGCUGUGUGCCCUGAAUUCGACGUCGCCGACACCGAAGCCGCCAUUGUGGUUGCCCAGAAUGCCUUCAAGACCUACCGCAAAACCACUCCGCGGGCGCGUUCAAAGCUUCUGCGUCGUUGGUACGACCUGAUGAUGGAGAAUGUCGAUGAUCUCGCCCGCAUCAUCACUGCCGAGAACGGCAAGCCGCUGGCGGACGCCGUGACCGAGGUCAAGUACGCAGCCUCGUUCCUCGAGUGGUUCUCGGAGGAGGCUCCGCGCAUCUACGGCGACACCAUCCAGGCGAGCAACCCAGACUGCCGGCUCGUCACGAUCAAGGAGCCCGUUGGUGUCUGCGGACUGAUUGCUCCCUGGAACUUCCCAGCUGCUAUGAUCACCCGCAAGGCAGGCCCUGCUCUCGCCGCCGGGUGCACGACCGUCAUCAAGGCCCCAGCCGAGGCACCUUUUUCGGCGCUGGCUCUCGCAGAGCUUGCUCACCGAGCUGGUAUUCCUGCAGGUGUCGUAAACGUCAUUACUGCCCUGGACAAUACACCCGCGGUCGGCCUGUCCAUGACGACGCAUCCGUUCAUUAAGAAGGUUUCGUUCACGGGAUCUACACCGGUCGGCAAGCUGUUGAUGAAGCAGUGUUCCUCUACGCUCAAGAAGCUGUCCUUCGAACUCGGCGGAAACGCCCCAUUCAUCGUCUUCGAGGAUGCCGACCUCGACGUCGCCGUUCGUGGCCUCGUCGCGUCCAAGUUCAGAAUCACAGGCCAGACCUGCGUGUGCGCGAACCGUAUCCUGGUCCACCGCAACGUGUACGACGCCUUCAUCCAAAAGGUCCUCGAGGUGGUCCGGACAUUCGAGAUUGGCGACGGCCUCGGCGAGAAGACCACCCACGGCCCCUUGAUCCACGGUCGCGCCGUCGCCAAGGUCCACGAGCACGUCCAGGACGCUGUCUCGAAGGGCGCGCGCCUCCUCCACGGCGGCCAGCCGCUCACCCAACUCGGCCCCAACUUCUUCGACAUCACCGUUCUGGCCGACAUGAAGCCUGGAAUGAAGAUUUGCACCGAGGAGACGUUCGGCCCGGUCGCGGCUUUCUUCGCCUUUGACACGGAGCAGGAGGCUAUUGACCUGGCCAACGACUCUGACGUCGGUCUUGCGGGCUAUUUCUUCAGCAAGAACGCAAGCAGGUGCUGGAGAGUUGCCGAGGCGCUUGAGGUUGGCAUGGUUGGUGUCAACGUCGGCGCAAUCAGUGAUCCUGCGGCUCCGUUCGGCGGCGUCAAGCAGAGCGGAUUUGGUCGCGAGGGCAGCAAGUAUGGAAUUGACGAGUUUCUGACAACCAAGAUGAUCAUGACCGGGAUUGAUUCGUAA